AUGGAGCUGGAGCGGCAAGUUGCGGGAUCCAGGGUUGCGUCGUGGCGAUUCGACCUCUCAGAGCGGGGCACGACCCCAACACUGCUGGAUUCUGGGCCGUGCCUCCCAGGUUAA
Pyricularia grisea is the source of this 114-nucleotide messenger RNA. RefSeq lists its product as uncharacterized. The transcript has a single exon. The record is from RefSeq and is a predicted model, not a curated record. The coding region runs from base 1 to 114 and encodes 37 amino acids. Lineage: Eukaryota; Fungi; Ascomycota; Sordariomycetes; Magnaporthales; Pyriculariaceae.